AUGGGGGCGCGCCGCUAUGCCUGCCCCUUCGACUGGAUCUUCAGUUCUGCGGCAAUGGUGUCUCAUUGCUUGCGGGAUGACUUCCGAGACUUUCUGGACAAGCGCCAGUACUAUCUCAAUGGCACUUCCUUCGAUUCUAUCGGCCUCAAGCCGGGAUCAGCUCCCCGAGAACGGAAACUGAUCGGCCACAACACUUAUUCUGAAAUGACAGCCGGAGUAGGGCGGGGCACUAUCUUCAACCAUCGCAAUCCACUGCACGAUGACGCUGACUACCUUUACAUCGAGCGCUGCGUUCAACGCUUCCGAUGCCUGCUGCGGUCCGCUGACCGGAAACUCUUCGUCGUGCUGAACUUGAACCGGCAGCUCUGGAUCGAGGCUGAUUUGAUGGAGCUCUUCCGCGAGCUGUCGCAAAAGACCUGCAACUUUCUUCUCCUGGUCUUGGACUGCAGCGGCAAGAACAUCGGCCCGACUGCGGCGCGGAUGCCUGCGGAGGAGAUAUGCCGGCAAAGCCACCCUGGGCAACGUGACUUGCUCAUGUGCCGGCUUCCUUGCGUGGGGGACAACACUGGUUCCUAUUUCCGGGAUGACGCCGACGCCCAGCGCGUCCGCGCGAUCCUCCUGGAGCCCUUCCGCUUCGACCUGGCGCCAGAUCCUUUGGAGGGCGAGGCCGGGCUGGGGCCGGACGAAGCAGACCUGGCUGGGUAUGCGGCCCCUCUUGGAGUGACGGGGAGUGUGCGCAGGUGGAGGGGUGAGGGGCACGAGGAGAGCCAGGCCCCCGGCGAGAGCCAGGCCCCCGGCGAGGGCGAGGGCGAGGCCGAGGAGAAGCCAAGACGCCGCUGGGGCCGGGCCUCGUAG
Molecule: messenger RNA, 855 nt
Organism: Symbiodinium sp. CCMP2456
Lineage: Eukaryota; Dinophyceae; Suessiales; Symbiodiniaceae
Source: the annotation of a GenBank genome assembly